GGGGCAGCUUGCAAGUCCAAGCUGUUGUUUCAAGGCCUACGACAAGGGUUAGGCUUCAGCGGCAGCCAUCUCAGUUGUCGCCGAUACCAAUUCUUGCGGCGGGACCGUCUCACUUGAAAGCAUAGCGCCCCAGGCCUGCUUACCUUUGCAAUGAUCAAUACCUGGCUCGCCUGGCCGAGCGCGAGCCCGCGCCUCGCCGCAGGAGCCGUCCUCCUGGUUAUAGUAUGGCACCUCGCGCGCGGCGCCCACUCCCGUUUGAUAGCAUCGCUCCAGCGGCGCGUCGCGCACAAAUUAGGAGGCGCCGGCUGGACGAACCUCGGCGCACCGGGCGCGCCUUCAUACGAAGCCGCCUGCGAGGCGCUCGCAUCAUCAAUCUGUGACUCUACGAUGAAGGUGGACGGCCCGAUCCUAAGCGUCGGCUGCGGGAGUUCCGGAAAGGAAUUAGCUUGGCUCGCCGAGCGCUACGACACGUCUGUGAUCGGCGUCGACGCGACGGCCCCGGUCAAAACCUUCGCUGAUCCUAGGAUACGACUCCUGCGAGGCCGGGCGGACGAUUUACGGUGUGGAUCGCGGUGUCAUGGUCUUGUCGUGGCGAUCGACUGCGCCUACCACUUUCACUUGGACUCAUUUUUAUCAGAGGCGUUUAAAACCCUAAAACCGGGCGGCCUGUUGCGCUUCUCGCACGUCUGCGGGAGUGUGGUGGGUUUAGGAUUGUUGGGUGUCCGGACGACGUCACUUGAGUGUUUACAAAGGGCCCUCGCUCGGCACGGCUUCGAAGACAUUGACGUACGGACGCUCCCGAACGUGUUAGAAAGGUGGAACCUGGCCUUCGGCGGGCGGUUAACUUACGUUAUUGUGAGCGCGAGACGACCCGCCUCGGAAAAGCCGCGGCCGCGUGUGGCCGUGAUAGGCGGCGGCCUCUCGGGUCUAACGAGCGCCUUCCGCUUAAGACGGGCGGGCUGCGCCGUGACGUUAUUUGAAAGGGCGCCGUCACUGGGCCUGUCGCGGAACGAGUGGCGGGGGCCCCAUGGUACUGUAGAUGUACCUCUACGCAUGGUCGGCGAGGGCUACUACCUCUCGCUGUUGAAUCUUUGUAGGGAUGCUUCUGUUUGUACAACAAGGGCGACGGUGGACUGCUCCUUCACGCUUGGGAGUGGUGACGUCGUCGCAUAUAGUCGAUCGAAGCUCGGGAACCUCCUCCAAUUGCGGCGUAUCGGUCUCUGGAACGCUUUACGCUUAGAUCGGGCCUUGAAAGCGUCCUACGACGGGAACUGGGGCUCAUUUUUAUCUAGACAUCGUUUGGAUGAGACGAACGCGGCCGUCUCUAUGUUAAACGCGCAGCUGUCCUGGGUCCUCUCCGCUUCGCGUACAGCGGUCGAGGGCACGCCGGCGGCCUCUAUUUUAGGAUAUGCGCGGGGGCUGACUUUAUCAUUGAAAACGUGUCUGGUCGGCAGUCGCAAUUUUGUUUCAAGAAUCACGCCGUCCAUCGGAGCGCUGGAGCGGGCCCUGGCCUUUGGGUGCGAUAUAAGGUUGGGCCGGGCCGUCGUCGUCGAGGGCGAUCGGUGUAUCGACGGCGUCGCGUACGAUGCGGUGAUCGUCGCGACGCCGCCGGGGUGCACGCGCGCCGUGCUGCCCGCCAUGGAGGACCUCGCCGUCUUCGACCAGUUCGCCACGGAGACGCGAUCCCUCAUAAUACAUCGAGACGCGUCGCUGAUGCCAUCAAAUCGCGGGGACUGGCGUUCCUUGAACGUGACGUGCGCGUCGGAUCGCGACGCCGCGUCGUUGACGGUGUGGCUCAACGCGUUCUAUCCCGAACUUAAAUUCGACGGCGAUAUUUUCGAGACCUGGGCGCCGCGCACGCCGCCGUCUCAUGUUAUUCGGGAGGUGGCCCUCCCGCGGGUCGUCCAGACCGUUGAUCAACACAAAUUGCACGCGCGCAUCGCGGCGCUGCAGGGGCGGAAUGGAAUCUACUUCGCGGGCGCGCACGUCGUCCCGGGCAUGGGCCUGCUCGAGCAGGCCUGCGCGGCGGGCGACGCCGCGGCAGAUGGUGUUGUGCGGUCGCUGCGGGCGGGGGGCUUCGAGUGCUAG
Molecule: messenger RNA, 2088 nt
Organism: Pelagomonas calceolata
Lineage: Eukaryota; Pelagophyceae; Pelagomonadales; Pelagomonadaceae
Source: the annotation of a GenBank genome assembly